Molecule: messenger RNA, 334 nt
Organism: Prunus avium (sweet cherry)
Lineage: Eukaryota; Viridiplantae; Streptophyta; Magnoliopsida; Rosales; Rosaceae
Source: RefSeq, a predicted model, not a curated record
AUGAAAGGCUUCAAGGUUUUUCUAAUGUUUGCCAUGCUAAUAGCUUCAGCCAUCACCACUCUCUCUGCAAUACCAAACGAAGAAGAAUCAUUCUUCAACGAGGAAAACAAUACUGAUACAAAUGACGAAACCAAAAACCAGUUUGGAAAAAGCACUUCUCUAAGAAGCCGCUUCCUUGCCUCCGUGACUUGUGACAAAAACCCUAAGGUUUGUCAGGCGUAUGGCAGCGCAAAGCCGGAUUGCUGCAACAAGAAAUGUGUGGACAGAAACACAGACACAGCAAACUGCGGCAAGUGUGGGAAGAAAUGCAAUUACGCAGAGAUUUGCUGCGAAG